AUGACCGACUUAAGUGAGCAAGAAAUUAAUGUUGUUGAGAAAUUUUCCCAGGUAUGUAAUGAAUAAAUCAUUCAUACAUCGCAGCUUCAAAAAGUAGACCAAAAACAAUAACAGUGAUAAUAGAAAUAACAAUGAUGGAAAUAAUAAAUAUUAUUAUAAAUAUUAAUAUAACAGUAAUAAUUAUUUAAAUUCCCAAAGGGAUUUUCGAAAAAACUGUUAGGAUAUCUAAAAUAAUACAAUAUUUGAAUUAACCCCUUAACCCCCAAUAUCCACAUACAAAUUCUCCACAUUGAUCUUCACACAUUUCCUCAAAGAACUAGUGGAUAGAACGUGUUAAAUGAUCAAAACAUUUUCUCUUUGGAGAUCAUUUUACUCAUUAUCAUAACCUACUUUAUAAUGUAUUGAUAUUAUUAUGAGAAAAUUGCUGUUCAUCACCCUUGUGACUUAGAUGGUAUAAUAUUUAUUAAGAAAAAUUUUCACUGAAGCAAAUGAGUACAAAUAUUUAUGGGAAGGAAUAAAAAGUUGAUUUUUACAUUGUAGUAAUAUCUAUUAAUUCCUAUCCAGGCACUAUACUAUAUUUAUGUGACUUCCACCGUGAACAAGCAUGGGAGCAAUGGGUGUCCAAAGCACCCAAUGGUGUCAGUGACUGCAAAGAGGAGGUCCUCACUCACAUACGAAGAGUUGCCCAUGCCAGCUCAUCACCAAAGUAUGAAGAUGCAGUCAAGGCCUUGAUGGCAAGUUCUGUCUGA
Messenger RNA from Porites evermanni, 749 nucleotides. Lineage: Eukaryota; Metazoa; Cnidaria; Anthozoa; Scleractinia; Poritidae. The record is from the annotation of a GenBank genome assembly.